GUAAGUUUGGAUGCGGCCUUCAGUCUGCUAGUAUCAACUCAGCCAAACGGUGCCAGUCAACUCUCACAUAUACCCCGGGAUUACCUGUGGAGAGACUCGUGCUUACAUUGCCUGUUAGGGAAGGGAAGAAGAAGAAGAGACCACAAGACCAUCCAGAAAAAAGAAGCCUUCGUACCACCAUUUACGAUUUUAUGUCCUGAUCGUGUAAAAGUAUUUACAUAUUUUGGACAAGAAAGAUUAGCGUAAUUUACAUCGCAGAGCUGGUCUCUCAAGAGAAGUAGCGGUAGCCAACGCCCACCAUUUAAGCCACUGCUCGCCUUCAUUAACUAAAUAAACACCAUCUCUCUGGUCGUCCGAUCCACAUUAACAACCACAACCUUGCAUUCAUUUCCUGGCCAGUCGUUCACGACCAGAAUUUCAGUUUUAAACACCGUUCAUACGGCGUCCUAAACAAACAUUAAACUCUCCCACAGCAGCCAUUUUACAAGUCUUCAACACAUACCCAAACACCUCUUGAUAAAACAUCGCAAAGCAGCAGGUGAGGUUAUCGCAUUCCCUCAAACGGCCCGACAAGGCAAAGGGGACCUCAGGCCGCCAUCUGCACAUCGCAUUCUCUUGAAACUCGAUUCCCUAAAGACCAGCAAUUAAACAAGAUGAUGACCAUGAAUGGAGCCAAAUAUCUCGACCUGCGCUCCCCAUCCCCCGUGAGGAGGGUGGCUUCCAUCUCGUCCCCUGUGAGCGAGCUACAGCCUCUCAUAGGUGUGAAAAUUGCUCCCUUGUCAACGUCGUCGCCGUCUGCGAAUGCCAACGGCGAUAAGGUUGAUGUUGAAAUCGAAAAGCUACGAAGGCUAAGUGAGGAAUUUAUUUGGAAACGAGAAUCAUCGCCGCCCUACGUGAACGGAACGAGGUCACCCGAAAUCUUAUCCCAACCAACUUCUCCGGUCUUCUCCAACUUCACCCUCAGGAGCCCCAGAAACUCCACCAGUCCCAUUCAGAGCCCCACGACAGCGACGCCUGUGAUCAACAGCUCCACGAAGCCCAUCAACAGCGAGGCCAUCCCCCACUUCAAGAGAGCUCGUUCGCCCUUCCGAGAGAACGGCACCGCCCCUUCGCCCAUCCUAGAGACCAAGAAGACCCCCGAAGAUCCCUUCCUGCCCUUCACCCUGCCUGACCUCCCCUCCUACAAGAUGCCUUCCCAGAGACGGUUCAGUGAGGACUUCAGGAGGCCUCUCGACACUUUACACGAAAAUGAAACUGUCUCACGUCGUCGAUUCAGUGAAGAUGUGAGGAAAAAAUCUUUAGACACAAUGCCCGUCAUGGAUGACAUCUACCAACACCAGAGACGCCUGUCGGAGGCUGGGGUCCGUCGCCUGUCAGAUGCAUCGGUUGUGCUCACAGAAGACACAGACAGCUUCAUUAUUGGAGAUAGAGUUUGGGUUGGUGGUACAAAAGGAGGGUCUAUUUCAUAUAUUGGCGAGACACAGUUUGCUCCUGGAGAGUGGGCUGGUGUUACCCUAGAUGAACCAAUUGGCAAAAAUGAUGGGAGUGUUGCUGGAGUUCGAUAUUUUCAGUGUGAAGCCAAAAAGGGAGUGUUUUCACGCCUUACAAGGCUUUCCCGUAUGCCCCUGACUGAUCAUGACAUUGAGAUCUUAGCUACACGAACUCCAGGUGGGUCAGACUCUCCCAAAGCAAACGGUACACCUACAGGCAGUGUUGCCUCAGGCCCCACAACUGCUCGCAAAAUUACACCGUCCAGUGUUUCUUCUUCACCAGCUAAAUCAAGCUCCCCUGCACCGGCCAAAGCAGGUUCACCUGCUCCUGUAAAGGCUGGGUCACCAGCACCUGUUGGUUCAGCCACCCCAAGGAAAGCAUCCACCUCUUCUUUAGCUUCAGGACCUCCAUCUUCAGAGCCUAAGAUUGGUGACAGAGUCAUUAUCAACAGUACAACAGGAAUAAAACAUGGCAUCCUACGCUUCGUUGGAAAAACAGAUUUUGCAGACGGCCUCUGGUCUGGAGUUGAAUUGGAUGAACCUAAAGGGAAAAAUGAUGGUUCUGUUGCGGGUAAAAAGUAUUUUGAGUGCAAGGACAAAUAUGGACUUUUUGCCCCUGUGGCCCGGGUGUGCAAAUUUUCAGCAUCGAAUACUCCUCGAAGGACUUCCGUGGGGCCACAAACUCCACGCUCCACCAUACCUCGAUCAAGGAGUAAAGAAUCCUUGGGUGGAUCAUCAGUAGCUUCUUCUACCACAUCGUCUGUCCGGGGUACCAGGGUAAGACUUGGCGUCACCUCCCUCUUACCAGGCCAGAAACCAAGUAGGACUUCUCCAUCGCCAGGCCCAAGCACCAAAGCGCUCCAGGAGGCACUCACUGAAAAAACUCAGCAUGUUGAUCAGUUGAUGAGAGAGAGAGAUUUGGAAAGGGCAGAAGUUGCCCGCAUGGCUGCGCAGACUGAUGAAGCCACAAGGGACGCACAAGACAUGAGGCUACAACUAGAACAGCUGCAAGUUGAAUCCGAAGAGAGGCUACACGACCUUGGAGAGCGCAUUCGAAUGUUAGAAAAGGAAAGGGAAGACCUCUUAAUGAAACUUGAGGAUAAGCAAAGAGAUUUAGACGACUUCUCUUUCAGAUUGGAAGAAGAGUCCAUAACAAAAGCUGAUCUUGAGAAUCAAAAUGCUACAGACAGUGAAAGGAUAAGGCAGUUGGAAAAGGAGUUAGAAGAGGCUAAACGAACGCUGAAAGAUAGAGGAGCAUUGGAAGCUACUAAGACUUUUGAAAUGGAGGAAUUAGAAAUAAGCCUUAGGACUAGUGUAGAGGAGCUACAAGGCAAAAUUAUGGACAUAGAAAAGGAGAAAGAAGAACUAGAAACGAAACUUACUGCGAGUUUAGAAACGAUAAAGAAUAUGGAAACAACAAAUGAGUCUUUAAAAAAUGAUAUUAGAGAACACGAACAGAAGAUUAAGUUAAUGGAAUCUGGCCAAGAGAAAGUAAAUGUAAACAUGCAAGAAAUGAAAGAAAAGGAAACUAAAAUACAGGAAUUACAAAAAGAAUUACAGAAGCAUCAAGACCAAAUUAAAGAUGCCUCAAUACAAGCUGAUAAGCUAACUGAAAAUAUUAACCAGGAGAAACAAGAGAAGGAUUUGCUGCAUAAAGAAUUGGAAGGGGUAAAACAAGAAAUCACCUCGAAAUGUGCUGAAAUGGCUACUGUACAGGCAGAACUCACAAAGGCACAUGAAGAAAAUAAAGUGAAAUCUAGUCAGCUGGAAGAAGCUAAUAAGAAGGUUGCUGACAUGAAGAAGGAAGUGGAACACCUAAUAAGUGCAUCACACCAUCAUCGGGAUGAUCUCCAAAAGCAGCUGGCACAAGUACAAGUUGACCAAGCAGCAAUGGCUGAAAUUCAGAAGACACUUGAAGGAGAAAGAGCACGGUUAGAUACACUCCAGGGAAGUUUAGCUGCCUCAGAAGAAGAGAAAAGUAGCAUGAAGGAAGAGAAACAAAGAUUAGAAGAAGAACUGGCCAAGAUGAAAGAAAGUUGUAAGUCUGUGGAAGAUGAGAAAUCUAAUCUAGUCAAAGAGAAAGACAAACUUUUAGAGGAGAAAGGGAAAAAGAUUAAAGAAUUAGAAGAUGAACGUACAAAGGUAUCUGAAGAAAAGUUGAAAUUAGAAGAAGAAUUAAAGAACAAGACAGAAAGCUUAGAAGCUGAGAACAGCAAGUUAUUAAAAGAAAAAUCUAUUUUAGAAGGAGAAGUGCAAGGUUUGAAAAAAUCUGAGGAAGAGAAGGCUAGAUUGGGUGGCGACAUCCAAAAGCUGGAGUUAGAGUUGACAAAGAUGACUCAGUUACAGGAAACAAAUACAAGGCUUAUGAAUGACAUAGAUAAACUGGAAGGUGAUAAGACCUCACUUUCCUCAAAGCUGGAAACCUUAGAGAAAGAAUUAAAAGCUAAAGGUCAGGUUGAAGAGGAAAAUAAAAAAUUGACAUCAACAGUAAAGGCUUCAGAAGAAGAAAAAUUGAAACUGAAUGAAGAAGUGAAGAAGUUAAGUGGUGAAAUGUCAAAGAUGAAGCAGUUGCAGGAGGAUGUUGUGAGAUUGACCUCUGAAUUAGAAAAUGCUUGUCAGGCAAAAGCUCAGCUUUUGUUGAAUGUUGAGGCAGAAGGGAAACUCAAGACUCAGCUAGAGGAAGAAAAAUGUAAAUUAGAAUCAAACUUCCAACAUGAAGAGGAAGAGAAAAGAAAAUUGCAGGAAAGUUUGACAAAGCUUGAGACUGAGCUAGUAAGGAUGAAUGAAUUACAGCAGGUUAAUGCAAAUCUAACUGAUGAUUUGAAAAAGUUCAAUGAAGAAAAAACUUUACUUUCAACAAGUGUGUCAAAUUUAGAAGAGGAAUUAAAAGUCAAAAGCAAACUUGAAGAAGAGAUUGCCAGUUUAAAUUCUAAACUUCAGGACUCUGAUAAAGAAAGAUUGAAAAUGGAGGAGGAUACUAAAAGGUUAAGUGCAGAACUCUCCAAGAUGAACGAGCUUCAGGAGUUGAACAGUAAAUUAACUCAGGAUCUUAAAAAGUUAAAUGAAGAAUUAACUGUACUCUCUUCAGAUAAGGCAGGUCUAGAUAAAGUACUUGAAAAUAAAAAGCAGGUUGAAGAGGAGAGUGGUAAAUUGAAAGCAGUCUUGGUAGCAUCUGAAGAAGAAAAGCAGAAACUUGCUAGUGAAGUAAAAAGGCUUGAAACUGAAGCAGCAGAAAAAUGUAAAAUACUUGAAGGUCAGUACAACGAGAUAAAAAAGGAAAUGUCUUCUCUACAAGAAGAAAAAAAUACCAUGGAAGCUGACAAGUUGAAGUUGGAGGAAGAGGUGCAGAAGCUCAAGAAAUCAACAGAGACUAGUACUGCCCUUGAACUGAAAAACACAGCUCUUGUCAAGGAGAUGGAAGAGAUCAGAAUGAGCUCAGAAGGACGUAUUGCGGAACUUGAAACUGAAAAGUUCAAUUUAAUUGAAGAUGUAGUCAGCCUUCAAGAUCAGCUUUCAGCCUCGAAAUCAGAAGUAGCUGAGAAUGCCAAGAAACAGGAAUACUUAGAGGGGGAAGCAACUGCAGCAAAUAACCUUCGGUCUAAAGUCAACACUCUUGAGACAGAAAAGAGAAAUCUGGAGAAGAAAAUUGUUGAUUUACAGGUGCAGGUAGCAUCUAAAGACAUAAGCAAUAAUGAUACAGAUAAUUUCUUCAAGCAGUUGAAAGAUGAGAAAGAUCAACUUGAGGGUCAAGUUGCUUUUCUCAAUUCAGUCAUUGUUGACAUGCAGCGAAAGAAUGAUGAAUUGAAAACUCGCCUUGAAGUAAUGCAACUUGGAACAGUGCCAGACGAAAAUAGAAAUGGGGUCAGCCCAGCUGGUCGGCAUCCUGUAGCACCACGUAUGUACUGUGAUAUCUGUGACUGUUUUGAUGCUCAUGAUACAGAAGAAUGCCCUAAGCAAGCAUCGUCAGAAUCUCCUCCCCCAACGCAGUGCCAUGGGGAUCGAGGCUCUACAAGACCUUACUGUGAUACUUGUGAAGUGUUUGGACAUGAAACGGGUGAAUGUAAUGAUGAUGAAACAUUUUAGUUUGGCUGUGAAGCAAACCACCUCUUAAUCUGUACAGUAGUUAUGUAUAUUUUAGCAGCUUUAUAGAAUGUAAUGAAGGAUAACAGAAAAAAAAUAUAUUUUUAAUACUGUACUUAUUUAUAUCGGAAAACUAGAUCCUAGAUGCAGUUUGGGUUAAGAAUGUUGCAACAGUAAAUUCCUCCUAAGAUAGAUAAGUUUUUUUAGCUAUAAAAACGUUACUAAAAGUUAUGAACCUGAUACAGAUCAGAUUGUACUAUGAAAAUAGAAAGGUGAAUUUCACCAUUAUUGUUAUAUUGUCUUAUGCACAAGGCAUAAUUUUUUUUAUUGAAGUAAACAUUUAAGCAUGUAAAAUUACUAAGUACUGUAGUAAACACUGUUAUAACAAUGUGAUAUUAUUGUUGAUAAAUACUAUACUUCUCCUUUGCUAAUGAACUGGUUAAAUAUGUUUUAAAUUAAUUCUUGCAAUGUAGUGUAUGUAUACAUUGUAAAACGGUCUUAUGUACAUAGUAACUAACAGCAAUGAAUUUACUUUAAAAAAUGCAUAAUAUAUCCCAUUUCAUUGAUUCAUUUUCAAUUGCAAACCUUAGAAUGGGUAGAGCUUAGCUGCCUAAUAAUAGCAUUCUGUUUUAUUCAGCAAUAUUGGAGAUUUCACAUCUGCUCUUGCACAAAUUGAUACAGGGUUAUUGGAACAGUAAAAAAUUUAAGUGUACCUAUAGUCUUAAGCCCUUAGAUUGUUUGAAGCAAUGUAGCAACUCAUAAUAGUGUAACGUUGUUGUUUUGUCCUGUAAAAGCAUAAUCAUUAUGUUUCUCCUUUAAAAAAAAUUUAUUUUGCAUAAUUAUUUAUUUAAAAGAAAAUUUUUUUAUUUUUAUGCAGCGCAGUAAAAGUUAAAUACUAGGUAACAACAUUGCUUAUUAAUCUUAGUCCCACCAUGCAUUCACUGUGGUGUUUGAAUAAAUGUUAGUAGCAGGUUAAAAAGUAAAGAAAAUUGCUUCUUGAAAUGGAAAGCUGUAUACUGAAAACUGCUUAAAAAUAAGUCUAUCCUCUUGUCUUUCAGCACAAGCUUUAAUUGUUCACUAUAGGAAGCCAGAUACUCAUCUCUAUUAUUCAUAAAUCAAAGAAUGGGAUGAUCUGUUAAGCCUGUAAAGGCAUUUGUUAAAGCAUAGUAUCUUCACUGUGAAACCCUUGAUGUUAUAUUCAGGUGUCCUAGAGUACUUAUCACUGACUUAAACAUAAUGUAGAACAACUGUUGCAGGAGUACAAAGCAAGGGAGAAACAUGUGAAGCAAACAUACUGAAUUAUGAUAAAUAAUUUUUUUUACAUAUCCUGUAUAUGACAACAAGCCAGAUUCUGUAAAUCAUAUCAGACUGGUGCUUAUGGUUAUGGUUACAAUGAUUUAUAUUAGAAACAAAAGGAAUCAGGUUUACGGUUUAGGAAUUUGAAAAAAUGCAUCUUCAAGAGUUUGAUGUAAGAUGUUUGGUGAGGUUGGGGUAAGUACAAACGUGGUUGCCAGUUAAUCUCUACCCUAAUGUUACGAGUUUAGUCUUGGUUUUGAAGUGUUCGUCUCUGUAAUCUAGUGAUAGGAACUAAUUGAUAUUAGAUACAAAAUGAAAUAGAACUGUACCAGUGAAAUUUAAAGUUUACUGGUCAACAUUGGCAUAGUAACUCUCAAUGCUUUUGCUAUAUAUCAAUAAGCAGUACAUAAUCCAAGAGGUUUACAAAUAAAUUUUUUUUCAAAUAAAGGAUUUACCCAAAAUGUGAGCAGUUAGUAAAUAAAUAGCAUGCAUUUUUCAAUGAAAUUGAGCUUUAAACUCCAAUAUUAAAAAUAUGCUAUAAUUUUAGGUGAACCAUUCAUAUCAUUCAGCACUUUAACCCUCUUACGCCGAUUGGACGUAUUAAACGUCGAGUCAAAAUGUCUCCCGUAUGCCGAUUGGACGUAUCAUACGUCGGCUCAAAAAAGUUUUUUUAAAAAUUCGCGGAAAAAUACUUAGAGGCCUACCAGCCGAAAACUUUUGUAUCACGCGCCUUGGGGGAUGCUGGGAGUUCACGGAUCAAGGCGUUGUUUUGUUUACAAUCGCUACGCAGGCGCGCAAGCGCGAAUUUCUUUCUUAUCGCACUAAAAAGUAUCAGUGACACAUCUCGGAAAUUAUUUCGUCACUUUGACAUAAUUAUUGCACCAUUUUAAAUUAUCCUUUACAUGAAGUAUUAUAUAUGAAAAUGUGCCCAAUUUCAUGCACAAUACAACUAAAAAAUACUCAUGAUUGUAGCUUUUAUCAAUUUUGAAAUAUUUUCAUAUAAAUAACGAUAAGUGCAAAAAUUUCAACCUUCGGUCAACUUUGACUCUACAGAAAUGGUCGAGAAACGCAAUUGUAAGCUAAAAUUCUUAUAUUAUAGUAAUAUUCAAUCAUUUGCCUUCAUUUUGCAACAAAUUGGACGUCUCUAGCACAAUAUUUUGAUUUAUGGUGAAUUUAUGAAAAAACUUUUUCCUUACGUUCGUGCGAUAACUCUUCUGAUAAAUUUUUUCGUGCGAUUGUCCUAAUGUUUGCACCCUUUUAAAUUUGCCGUUACAUAAAGUCUUAUAUAUGGAAAUGUGCGCAAUUUCAUGCACAAUACAACAAAAAACAACCCAUGGUUGUAGCUUUUAUCAGUUUUGAAAUAUUUUCAUAUAAAUAACGUUAAGUGCAAAAAUUUCAACUUUCGGUCAACUUUGACUCUACCGAAAUGGUCGAAAAACGCAAUUGUAAGCUAAAACUCUUAUAUUCUAGUAAUAUUCAAUCAUUUACCUUCAUUUUGCAACGACUUGGAAGUCUCUAGCACAAUAUUUCGAUUUAUGGUGAAUUUAUGAAAAAAAAAAAAAUACGUUCGCGCGGUAACUCUUCCGAAAAAAUCAGAAUUUUUUUGUGCGAUUGUCGAAAUGUUUGCACCAUUUAAAAUUAGCUGUUACAUAAAGUUUUAUAUAUGAAAAUGUGUGCAAUUUCAUGUAGAAUACAAUUAAAAAUGAUUGAAGGUUGUAGCUUUUCUCUUUUUUCGAAAUAUUUGCAUAUAAAUCACGAUAAAUAGAAAAAAAACCACGUUCGGUCAAAUUUGACUCUACCGAAAUAGUUGAAAAACGCAAUUGUAAGAUAAAACUCUUACGGCCUAGUAAUAUUCCGUCAUUUUUCUUCAUUUUGAAACAAAUUUGAAGUCUCUAAAACAAUAUUGUGAUUUAUGGUGAAUUUUUGAAAAAUAUAUUUACCUUCACUCCGCGCGCCGAUUCGCGGCCGCAAGUCUCCGAAAUACGUACAUGGCAUUAUCAUAAUAUUUGCUCCUUUUCAUAUUAGCCUUUUUAUAGAGUUUCAUAUAUCAAAAUGUGCGCAAAUUCAUGAAGAAUACAAUAAAAAAUAAUUGAAGGUUGUAGCUUUUUCCAUCUUCAAAAUAUGUGCAUAUGAAAAAAUAUAUAUAUUAAAAUUUCGACAUUCGGUCAAAUUUAACUCUUCCAAAAUGGUCGAAAUCUGCAAUUCUAAUCUAAAACUCUUACAGUAUUGUAAUAUUCAAUCAUUUGUCUUAAUUUUGAAACAAAUUGGAAGUCUCUAGAACAUUAUUUAGAAUUACGGUGAAUUUUUUAAAUAACAUUUUUUUACGUCCGCUCGUUACGAAUUCGUACAUCAUUUUGUGAUAAUAUUUUUCCGUUGUUGCUUUUAUUGUUUUACUAUGUAUUAUAUAUCAAAAUGAUUGCAAUUUAGUGUACAAUACAACGAAAAAAAAAGUAACUCGUUAGCUUUGACCGUUUUUUGCACAGCGUGAUUUGAAUACAAUUAUCUAUGAAUUUUUUUUUUUUCGCUACCAUAUAUCGCAUUAUUUACAUAUGAUAAUGAUAUUAUUUUUCAUUUCUGAUGAUUGCAUACUAAACUUCAGGCAAUGAAAAAAAAAUGAGCCAAAAAUGAACUCUUAAUCUUCAAAACUAAGCGCGCUGUGAUUUUUUUGAAAAAAUUAUUUUUUCCGGUUCCGCGCUCACUCCAAACCGGCGCCGGCAUACAGGAGAGGUUUUGAUUUUUAGGGCUUCGGCGUAAGAGGGUUAAUUAAACCUUGUUAUACAUGGAAGUAUAUAAAAGAACUAAUGAUAUAUUAAUGUUACGCAUUAAUAUUUCUUGUCAUUUUAGCCUUGACUGUGAAUGUCAGAAAAGAGAAAUAAGUUAACUUGGCAGUCUAAUGAUGCUGAUGACAAAUUAAAUUUGAAGAUUGCAUGUUAAUCUGCAAUUUUAUUUAUUUAGGUUUUUUUUUUUUUUUUUUUUUUUUUGCACCUGAAGAAGGGAUAUGGUAGUACAGGCAGUCCCCAGUUAUCGGUAGAGUCAGUUAAUGGCAAUCCGGUUUUAUGGUGUUUGUUUAGCGCCAACGGGCCGAGUUUUGGUCAUAAGCGCCCUAAGGUACCGAUAAUUGAGUUAUGGCACCUUAACAUACCUAAGAAAGGCGGCAUUAACCGAAACUCGGUGCCAUAAAUCCCUGGUUUCGGUUAAUGGUGGUUUUCUCUUAACAGCACCCCGCCGAUAACUAGUACUUUGUGCCAAAAUUGUUGUAUAUAUAUAUUGGUGCUAGUAUGUAUCCUUAAUUUUACUUUUAAUUUUUCAGUGCUUUACUUGCUUAAAUUUUAUUUGAUACCGACAGAGCCGGAAAUUUCUUAACCUAUUCUCUUGUCUAGGUGUCCAGUUACUUUUAAAUAAGUAAUUGUUAAUGUUAUAAAAUGUAACACUGUAUACAGGAUGGUCUUAAUCUCAAGGACUAAAUAGAUUAUUGCUCAUUUGUGUACAAUGGUUGUACAGACAGAUUAUGGACUUCAAGGUUUUUUUUAAAUUCCAUGUACAAAUACAGACUGUUAUAAGACAUAAUCAUUACUGUUUCUGUAAAUUAAGAUACAUAUACUUGACACAGCAAUAAAUUUGCCUUACAUUUGUACAGUUACGUAGUCUUAUGUAUAAUAGUAAAAUGUUUCUUCCAGGUAUUAGAUUUGGAUAUUUAUUUUUCAUUGUUGGAACACUUGAUGAACAUAUUGCUCUUUCUAGUUAAAAGAAGACAAGACUUUUGAAAUGCUAAAUAAAGAAAGCUUGUUUGCAUAAUAAUUUCUCAAGUUUCAUGUCUGUUACUUUUAAUAUUAAAUUUUAUUCACAAAUAAACUAGACUGGAAAGUUUUUUGUCCUGUUUGUGUUUUGUGUUAAAUAAACCUCCUCCUACA
Molecule: messenger RNA, 10777 nt
Organism: Macrobrachium nipponense
Lineage: Eukaryota; Metazoa; Arthropoda; Malacostraca; Decapoda; Palaemonidae
Product: CAP-Gly domain-containing linker protein 1-like
Exons: 23
Coding region: 654-5573 (1639 amino acids)
Biological process (GO): cytoplasmic microtubule organization
Cellular component (GO): nucleus; cell cortex; microtubule plus-end
Molecular function (GO): microtubule plus-end binding
Source: RefSeq, a predicted model, not a curated record